Hippoglossus stenolepis (Pacific halibut) is the source of this 5072-nucleotide messenger RNA. RefSeq names its product leucine rich repeat and Ig domain containing 4b (gene lingo4b). The record is from RefSeq and is a predicted model, not a curated record. The transcript is spliced from 3 exons. Bases 1720 to 3531 code for a protein of 603 amino acids. Gene Ontology annotation, cellular component: extracellular region. Gene Ontology annotation, molecular function: protein binding. Lineage: Eukaryota; Metazoa; Chordata; Actinopteri; Pleuronectiformes; Pleuronectidae.
GUCGGUGAUGAGGAAAAAGGAGAAGUCGCUUUGUUCCAGGUUAUUUUCCAGAUAUUGUGAUGCAGAUAAACAACAGCUCUGCAUUUUAAUUCUCACCUCAGUCUGUGGGUGUAACCACGACGACGCUGAUUCCACAGGACGACUGAACUGAGGAGUGUGAUGGACGCUCACAUUUGGCAGCCUCGUUAAUAGGCCAUGUGUGUUGGUAUUAUAUGUGUUUGUGUGUGUGUGGGGGGGUAUUCCACACUACUACUACAGGCCCACUCGUUUCUGUCGUAUCCAGCUGUUUGGUUGAAACCAGAGAUUUGGCUGACCCCGCCUCUCGCUCCGAGCUGCGAUAGUAACGUACUGUCCUGGAAACACGCCACUCAGUGUAAAAAAAAGAGAAACUCACUAAUCCCCUCAGGACCGACAGCUUGGGGGGGGUUUAUCACCCAUAUUAUUAUUUGCACCUCGGAUGUGAAGCUGCUUUUAUCAAUCUGUUGGUUUCAGACUUUAUUAUUCAAAGACGAGUACGGUGGUGAAAUAUGAGGGUUAUCUUUCACGUUUUCAGUCUGGGUCCAAUCAGUCCAAGUUAGUUAACGCAGAGGGGUCAACCAAAACAAAUCCACUGGGGGGAUAAGGGAUGUUUGAGCCAAUACAUGUUUGUCCAAAUAAUGUUUGUCUGGUGUCGCAGCUCAAACCGCUGCCAGCUCCCGCAGCUGGAUGUUAAACCUACUUUCAUCAGGUAUAAACUUUUACGAAACCAAUGCACUUGUUUUAUAUGCAAACCAUUAAACCCAGCAAAUCAAUGUAACUGCAGAAAAAUGUAGAGCAACACAUUCAAAUUAAACUUGGAAAAGCUCUGGAUCAAAUGAAUCCGUGUUCUGAGGAUCUGAAGUGUUCAUUUGUUAUUCUUUUAAUGAUUUAAUAUCACUCUGAGAUAAAAUGGAUUUAAUCAUGAGAGAUAUGAGCAGAAUGAUGGGAAUUCUUUCAUUUUGUUGAUGGUGACCACGGAGCCCCGGUGAGAACGAGCAGCGGCGUCCAUUCUUCGUUACCGUACUCGUUACACGGGGGAUUUAAAGCAUCAUACGGUGGCAACACAUGGCGCAGAUCCAGCCUUUCAAUCUGUGGGACUCUUGAUCCCGCUGAGCGCAGCAGGGAGGAGGGAUGAAUGGAGGAGGGAUGAAUGGGGGAGGGAUGGAGGAGGACGCAGCCUCAGCACCACCAGCAGCAGCGGCUCGGUCAGAACGCAGCAGCAGCUUCGCCGCAGCGUCACCGCACACAAACGCACAGCAGCGACGCAGACUCACACAGUCGACCUAAAUUAAUUUAGUAACGCAAUUAUCCCGAAGCUGCCCCUGGGUAUUCAGCAGCAGCCGGAGGAAGAAAAAAAAGAGAAGAGAGAAGAAAUUAACGAAGGAGGAGGACGGAGGAUGUGACAGAUGUUGGGAAAGUCUGGUUGGAUGUAGAGCGGAGGAGGAAGAGGAGGAAGAAGAGGAGGAAGAGCAGAGGAACUGUCCUGAACAGAGAUCUGAGAGAUGUUUUUCUGCUGCGGACAAACGACGAGGAUGAUUUAUUGCAAUGAUUCCUUCACUGAAAUCUUCAUCUGGAAAUUCUAAAGGGCAAGUUACUGACGGAACUUGAUCCAAACACGGGACUUAACUCGAGUCGGAUUCCAACUUGACUGCCACUGGUUAUGAAAAUCUGCACAUCGAGACUGAAACGGCAGGGGGUAAGAUGUUUGUGGAGUCAGUCGUCCGGUGGGGGGCGUGGAGCGUCCUGCUCCAGUUCGGACUGGGUGUAGCUGCAGGAGUGUGUCCGUCCCGCUGCGUGUGUCGACCCGAGGCCAGAGAAGUGAUCUGCGCUGGCAAACAUUUCAGUUCGGUGCCAGAGGGUUUUUCCGGUGACGCCAGGCGUUUGGACAUCUCCCACAAUAAGAUUAAGACAGUGGGACGCCGCCAGUUCUCUGGACUCCUGCAACUUCAAGAGUUGGACCUCAGCGAUAACAUAAUCUCCAUGAUUGAGGUAGAGGCUUUCCAGGGCCUGCAGAAUCUCAGGACGCUUCGGAUUAAGAAUAACCGACUGAAGAUCCUCCCGGUCGGGGUGUUCUCUGGCCUGUCCGGCCUGCGCCUUCUAGACUUAAGCCAGAACGAGAUUCUGGUCUUCCUGGACUAUACCUUCAGAGAAAUGAUGAGCCUGCAAACGCUGGAGGCCGGAGAGAACGACUUAGUGUUCAUCUCGCAGCGGGCGUUCGUUGGUCUCCAGAAUCUGCAGGAGCUCAACUUAGAUCGCAGCAAUCUGACGUCUAUUCCCACUGAGGCGCUGUCGCAGCUCCAGAGCCUGGCGCGUCUUCGAAUGCUGCGCCUGACCAUCACCACACUUCCCAACAACGCCUUCCGACGACUCCACCGUCUGCGCAGCCUCCUGAUAGCAAACUGGCCAGCCCUGGACUCGAUAGCUAGCAACAGCCUGAUUGGUCUCAAUUUGACCUCGCUCGUCAUCAGCAGCUGCAACAUCAGCGCUGUUCCUUACUCAGCGCUCCGUCACCUGGUCUACCUGCGCUACCUGGACCUGUCCUACAACCCCAUCACUGCUAUCCAAGGGAAUCUGCUCGGGGACCUCCUGAGACUCCAGGAGCUACACCUAGCAGGGGGGAGCCUGCUACGAAUAGAGCCCGGGGCCUUCAGGGGCCUGGCCUACUUCCGCAUGCUCAAUGUGACGUCCAAUCAGCUCACCAGUUUGGAGGAGAGUGUCUUCCACUCCGUGGGGAACCUUCAGGUGCUGCGGUUGGAUGGGAAUCCCCUAGCAUGUGACUGCCGCCUUCUGUGGGUGGUCCGUCGCAGAUUACGCUUGAACUUUGACGGACAUCAGCCCGCUUGUUCCUCCCCAGAUUCGGUGCGGCAGCGUGAAUUCAGAGACUUCUCGGAGAAGGAGCUCCCGCGGCUGUUUACCUGCCGUCCUGCUCGCAUCAUGGACCGCAGGCCGCAGGAGGCCCGAGUGGAGGAGGGCACGACCGUUCUCUUCUCCUGCAAAGCUGACGGGGAUCCGUUCCCAUCCAUCACCUGGAUCUCCUCCCACAAGAAUUUGGUUUCUGCAACAGGAAGGAUCAGAGUUUUGCCCAACGGCACUCUAGAAGUGCGUUUUGCCCAAGUACAGGACAGUGGUACGUAUCAGUGCCUGGCCGGCAACGCGGCCGGCAACGACAGCCUGACCGUCGGGCUCUACGUGAAGGGCCUCCCCCGGAACCGAACCAUCCCUUUCUUCUCAGAGGAGGGCUGGGUGGAGCCUUCGAAUCCACAAGCUGCCAACUCCUCGGCUCAAAUGGCGAAGCCGUACCCGUUCGACGCGAAGACGCUGAUCAUCGCCACCACCAUGGGCUUCCUGUCGUUCCUCAGCUCCGUGGCCAUUUGCUUCGUCUUCAUGUUCUUCUGGAGCCAGAGCAAAGGGCAGAUCAAACACACGGCAACUAUUGACUUUGUUCCUCGGUCUUCCAUGGGCGGAGGAGGGGAGGGAGGUGAUGGUGGCAGGUUCACCAUGAAGCUUAUUUAAAGCCAAAGCAGAGGUCAGAGGGGUCUUCACAGUGUCUGUCAGUCCUUUGCAAUGUGGACCCUCCCCUCCGUUGGGACCCUCGGAGACAGAGACCUCUAUUCGAAGGCUCAUCAGUGCCAGUCUGUCGAGCUUCUAAUUUAAGAGCUGAAAGUCUCAGCGCCCACUUGGCUGUGUUAUCUAACUAAUGAAUAUCUCAUGAUCCUGGAGCAGAGUGAUGUUAACAGACAGUGGAGCAGAGCUGUGUCAUGGCGGCUGAACAACCUCUGAUUUGACAGGUCCCUCUCUCUUUAUGCAGCAUGUAAUUAUCAUUUAACUUCACAGAUUUGGAUAUAACACAAAGAGACUUUGAAUUGGACACAUUAAACUAAUGUCUCUGAGUUAUUUAAACACAGCAGGUGCUUGUUUUAUCGUCCACAUUGUACAAGUCAAGUGAACAUUUUGCCCUUUUGACCCGAGUUGCUAUUUUCACUCACCAACAGAGAGUCACGUCCGAGACUGUUCAGCAUCGGUCGUGAGACGUUAACUUUAACAUGAACAUGUGACUUUAAAGCUUUUGAUACCUGCAAUAAACACACAUAUGGAAUAGAGUCGCCAAAUCAUUUCUGAUUCUCAAGUUUGUGGCGACGUUUUGGAAAUUUUCCGAGCUUUGCAUUAUGUUUGAUUUACAGCUUGAUUUAAAUGAUUACGUUAAAGGACGGAUUAGAUAUUACAAACCAUGAUAUACGUAGGAAUGUUCCCAUUUCAUGCUUAAAACUAGAAAGUCACUCAGUCGACUGCAUGUACCUCUGCCAAGGACCCCCCCGCCCGAUGACACCACAUUUAACUUCACUUGAUCUGGAUUUUUAUCUGGAGCUGCACCAAAUUACAAUCACUCAUAAAUAUCAGUCCCCGGAACACGUCUGGUUUAGUUCAGUAAGAUUCAUUAAUUAUUCUCUGUGAAAUCCAGGGAACAGAUCUGCACCAAACUUAGAUGAGUUCUUUCCUGACUCUCCUUCGACUAAGUUUUGUGUAAAUCUGUCCUGUACUUUUUGUGUAAUCCUAAAAAACAAACACACAACCUUCUUGGCGGAGGUAACAAGUUCAUCAGGUCCAAGCUGGAUCACUGUCGUUGUUUUGUACUUUAACACGUGAUGACAUUAGAAGCUUUCUUUGUUUCAGCAGACGAUUUGUUUUUAUAUGCAAGGAUUCACUUUUUUUUAUUUCCAAACCCACACAAAAGACUGAAAAACAUGUGCCUCAGUAACAUUCUCACCACGGACAGAGAGAAUGCUCACCGUUAUCUUGUAAAUAUUUAGGUCAAGGGCGUUUGUGCGCGCAGGGUUUAUUCUAUCAUUUUAUCUAGUUGUGGGGAUUAGAGUCACUCGGAUACGACACUCUUGUUGUGUAUAAACUUCAUUGUGUCAGAUGCACUAUGCACAAAGCGACGCUUUAUGGAGCCAGGAUGAGAGGAAGCUCUGACAUUGUUUGUUUGUUACUCGCUAUCUUGUUCAUAAAUGAAUGCUUUUUUCACUUGAUGUUAUUAAAUGCAUAUAUUUAAACCA